Molecule: messenger RNA, 3050 nt
Organism: Caenorhabditis elegans
Lineage: Eukaryota; Metazoa; Nematoda; Chromadorea; Rhabditida; Rhabditidae
Gene: mep-1
Product: MOG interacting and ectopic P-granules protein 1
Exons: 6
Coding region: 2-2614 (870 amino acids)
Cellular component (GO): nucleus
Source: RefSeq, marked reviewed
AAUGGUCACCGCCGACGAGACGGUACUCGCCACAACGACCAACACCACUUCCAUGUCUGUGGAACCAACGGAUCCGAGAAGCGCUGGUGAAUCGUCCUCAGAUUCGGAGCCAGACACAAUUGAGCAGCUGAAGGCAGAACAGCGCGAAGUGAUGGCCGACGCGGCGAAUGGUUCCGAAGUCAACGGAAAUCAAGAGAACGGAAAAGAGGAAGCGGCAUCUGCAGACGUGGAAGUGAUCGAGAUAGAUGACACCGAAGAGUCUACGGAUCCCUCACCUGAUGGAUCUGAUGAAAACGGUGAUGCUGCAUCUACAUCGGUUCCAAUCGAAGAGGAAGCGCGUAAAAAGGAUGAGGGGGCUUCCGAAGUGACUGUGGCAUCAUCUGAGAUUGAACAAGACGAUGAUGGCGAUGUUAUGGAAAUCACUGAGGAGCCGAACGGAAAGUCGGAGGAUACUGCCAACGGAACAGUUACUGAGGAGGUGCUAGAUGAAGAGGAGCCAGAACCUUCCGUAAACGGAACAACUGAGAUCGCUACAGAGAAAGAGCCAGAAGAUUCUUCAAUGCCUGUCGAACAGAAUGGGAAGGGUGUGAAGCGGCCUGUCGAAUGCAUCGAACUCGACGACGACGAUGAUGACGAGAUUCAGGAAAUUUCUACCCCUGCCCCAGCUAAAAAAGCUAAAAUUGAUGAUGUCAAGGCGACAAGCGUUCCAGAAGAGGACAACAAUGAGCAGGCGCAGAAGAGAUUGCUCGACAAGCUGGAAGAGUAUGUGAAGGAGCAGAAGGAUCAACCAUCCAGCAAAAGCCGAAAAGUUCUGGACACUCUUCUCGGAGCAAUCAAUGCGCAAGUUCAAAAGGAGCCUCUGUCGGUUCGGAAGCUGAUCCUGGACAAAGUUCUCGUUCUCCCAAACACAAUAUCAUUCCCACCAAGUCAAGUUUGCGACUUAUUGAUUGAGCACGAUCCCGAAAUGCCUUUGACGAAGGUUAUCAACAGGAUGUUUGGAGAAGAAAGACCAAAGUUGAGUGAUUCCGAGAAACGAGAGAGAGCUCAGCUGAAACAACAUAAUCCUGUUCCAAAUAUGACAAAACUGCUCGUGGACAUUGGACAGGAUCUCGUUCAAGAAGCUACCUAUUGUGAUAUAGUUCACGCGAAGAAUCUUCCAGAGGUGCCAAAAAAUCUUGAAACCUAUAAGCAAGUCGCUGCGCAGUUGAAACCAGUUUGGGAGACAUUGAAACGCAAAAAUGAGCCGUACAAGUUGAAAAUGCAUCGAUGCGACGUCUGUGGAUUCCAGACGGAAUCAAAGCUGGUUAUGAGCACUCACAAGGAGAAUUUGCACUUCACAGGAUCCAAAUUCCAGUGCACCAUGUGUAAAGAGACGGACACGAGUGAGCAAAGAAUGAAGGAUCACUACUUCGAAACUCAUCUUGUUAUUGCAAAAUCGGAAGAGAAGGAGUCCAAGUAUCCAUGUGCAAUCUGCGAAGAAGACUUCAAUUUCAAAGGUGUCCGUGAGCAGCAUUACAAGCAGUGCAAGAAGGACUACAUUCGCAUUCGAAACAUCAUGAUGCCGAAGCAAGACGAUCAUCUCUAUAUCAACAGAUGGCUCUGGGAGAGGCCCCAAUUGGAUCCCAGCAUUCUUCAACAGCAGCAACAAGCUGCUCUUCAGCAAGCUCAACAAAAGAAGCAACAGCAACUUCUGCAUCAACAGCAAGCAGCACAAGCUGCAGCCGCUGCGCAACUCUUACGGAAGCAACAAUUACAACAGCAACAACAACAGCAACAGGCUCGUCUUCGUGAGCAACAGCAAGCGGCCCAAUUCCGGCAAGUGGCUCAACUGCUGCAACAACAAUCAGCGCAGGCUCAACGUGCACAGCAGAAUCAAGGAAAUGUGAAUCAUAACACUCUGAUUGCAGCAAUGCAAGCGUCGUUGCGUAGAGGUGGUCAACAAGGAAAUUCGCUGGCAGUUUCUCAACUUCUCCAAAAGCAAAUGGCAGCUUUGAAGUCGCAACAAGGAGCUCAACAACUUCAGGCUGCGGUGAACUCCAUGAGAAGCCAGAACAGUCAAAAGACGCCAACACACAGAAGUUCGAAACUUGUUACUACGCCGUCUCAUGCUACUGUUGGCUCUUCUUCAGCUCCCACGUUUGUAUGCGAAAUUUGUGAUGCGUCAGUGCAGGAAAAGGAGAAGUAUCUACAGCAUCUUCAGACUACUCAUAAGCAGAUGGUUGGAAAAGUGCUGCAGGACAUGUCGCAAGGAGCUCCACUGGCAUGUUCUCGAUGCCGUGACAGAUUCUGGACUUAUGAAGGGUUGGAGCGGCACUUGGUGAUGUCGCAUGGUCUCGUCACUGCUGAUCUGCUCCUCAAAGCGCAAAAGAAGGAAGACGGAGGUCGAUGCAAGACAUGCGGCAAGAACUAUGCGUUCAACAUGCUUCAACACUUGGUAGCUGAUCAUCAAGUGAAGUUGUGCUCGGCUGAAAUCAUGUACUCGUGCGAUGUGUGCGCGUUCAAAUGCUCGAGUUAUCAGACUCUGGAAGCCCAUCUCACUUCAAAUCACCCAAAAGGAGAUAAGAAGACAUCAACACCAGCAAAAAAAGAUGAUUGUAUUACUCUGGAUGAUUAAUAGGAAAACGAAUGGCUUAUCCCGUUCUACGAAUGAGUGCUGGAAACAUUCUUCACAAUGAUCUCAAUUAUUUCUCUUAUUCUUUACAUUCAAUCAUUUUAAAUCACCAGUUCUCCCACUUUCAUUGAUAUACACAUUCUAUUGCGGGUUCCGGAACCGAAAUCAAUCAGUACUUUACUUUAUUUCCCCAAUUUUUCUCUUCAUGAUAUCUGGUUUAUUCUCGCAUCUUCCCCUACCUUCAAAACUCCCUAUUUUUUUUUCAAAACCUAACUACCCCACAAUUAUCAUGUAAAAUCAAAUUGCAAUUCCCCAUAAGACAGAUCAGUAUACACUUUCACUUCAUACGUCUGUUGUUCUCCCCCAUCUCAUACUUUUUUUACCAUUUGUCCAGUUAAGAUUUUUGGAAGAUAUCUAUCAUAUAAAUAUUAUCACCUUU